Messenger RNA from Sphenostylis stenocarpa, 249 nucleotides. Lineage: Eukaryota; Viridiplantae; Streptophyta; Magnoliopsida; Fabales; Fabaceae. The record is from the annotation of a GenBank genome assembly.
AUGUCGUCGCCUGACGUUGUCUCGCUAUUAGAGAACUCGAAGGAGCUCGAUCGGGUAAGGAAAGAACAGGAGGAGAUUCUCUUAGAGAUCAACAAGCUCCAUAAGAAGCUUCAAACUAGACAAAGGCAAUUGAAUGAGGGAAUGUCUCCUGAAGUGGUUGAGAAGCCUGGGGAUACCUCAUUGGCAAGGCUUAAAGUGUUGUACACUCAAGCAAAAGAUCUUUCAGAAAGUGAAGCAAGGAAAAGGUAA